This is a messenger RNA of Episyrphus balteatus (marmalade hoverfly), 552 nucleotides long. RefSeq lists its product as uncharacterized. The record is from RefSeq and is a predicted model, not a curated record. Gene Ontology annotation, biological process: proteasome assembly. Bases 122 to 529 code for a protein of 135 amino acids. Lineage: Eukaryota; Metazoa; Arthropoda; Insecta; Diptera; Syrphidae. The transcript has a single exon.
CUGUCAAAUCAUCAAACUGCGGCAAAAAUAAAACAAAUCUUUUAUUUCACAAAAUUUAAAUAAAAAUAUUAACAAAAAUCCAACUAAAAAUACUAAAAUAACUUAAUUAACAAACAACAAAAUGUGUAAAACAACUACCAAAGGUUUCGAUGCUCAAUUAUGCGCCAAAAUAAACGGAAUCCGUACUGAAUUUGUGCUGCAGCGAUUCGUCAACAAAUGGUUUCUCCUCAUAACUCAGUACGAGAAAAUGUGCAACAUCUUCUCAGUGCAGUUCGACCAAAAGCAAGGUGAUUGCUCUGUUCCUGUGCCACCACCAAACUACGAUGAUCCAUCAGUUCCAAUAACAAUCACCAAUACAUUUGGCACCGAUACCGACGAAGCCCGCAGCGCUAUCCAAUUUUUGGUAAACAAAUCGAAUCUGGGCAAGUGUCCAACCGAACUCAUCAUCAGCAUUGGCUUGAAAGAAAUCAACGGGAAAGUUCUACGUGAAAUAUCUUCAGUAUUAAAUGAAAUAAUUGUUUCCAAAUAAAUUUAUAAACAAAAAAACUAAAA